Messenger RNA from Galeopterus variegatus (Sunda flying lemur), 1409 nucleotides. It is a transcript of the gene CBARP, whose product is annotated as chromosome unknown open reading frame, human C19orf26. NCBI's taxonomy places the organism in Eukaryota, Metazoa, Chordata, Mammalia, Dermoptera, Cynocephalidae. Gene Ontology annotation, molecular function: transmembrane transporter binding. Gene Ontology annotation, biological process: negative regulation of calcium ion-dependent exocytosis; negative regulation of voltage-gated calcium channel activity. Gene Ontology annotation, cellular component: secretory granule; plasma membrane. The record is from RefSeq and is a predicted model, not a curated record.
GUGGGCCCUCCUGUCCCCCUGACGGGGAAGACGGGGGCAGCUGGGGUCUUGCCGGAGUUCCCCGUCCCAGCCUCAAAAUGCAGCCCACCGCCACCAUGGCCACUGCCAGCGCCACCACUGCCACGGUCGCCCUGACGUCGUCAUGGGAGAAUGUCACUGGUCGCCCCACGACUGAGCCCGACCCCAUCCUGGACAACUACGUGCUGCUGGUGGUGGUCACGUCGCUGUUUGUUGGAGGCACACUGGUGGUGCUGUCCGGUGUCCUGCUGCUCUGCAAGCGCUGCUGGGAGGUCCACCAACGCUUCAACAGAGCCAUGGAGGAAGCGGAGAAGACCACGACUACCUACCUGGACAACGGUGCCCACCCGGCCCAAGAGCCCGACUUCAGGGCAGAGGACCCCGAAGGCCAGGACACCGAGACCGAGCGCUUCCUGUCCACCAGCGCCAUCGGCCGCCGGGUCUCCUUCAAUGAGGCCGCCCUGUUUGAACAGAGCCGGAAGGCGCCAGACAAGGGCCGCCGGUACACCCUGACAGAGGGGGACUUCCACCACCUGAAGAACGCCCGGCUCACCCACCUGCACUUGCCGCCCCUCAAGAUCGUCACCAUCCAUGAAUGUGGCUCGGGUGAGGCCAGCUCAGCCACCACCCCCCACUUGGCGGCCACCCCCAAAAGCAGCCUCGCCAUCUUCCAGCCCCCGGGGAAGGCCCUCACCGGCCGCUCCGUGGGCCCCAGCUCCGCCCUGCCAGGUGACCCUUACAACUCGGCUGCGGGCGCUUCUGACUUUGCAGAGAUCAGCCCCUCCACAUCCAGUGACUCCGGGGAAGGCACCUCGUUGGACGCAGGUACGCGGAGCACCAAGACCAGCGGGCCUGGGGCUGCAGCAGGGCCUGGGGAGGCAGGCGCGGGCUCAGGGGCGGGCACGGUGCUGCAUUUCUUCACCCGCCUGCGCCGCCAUGCCAGCCUGGACGGGGCCAGCCCCUACUUCAAGGUCAAGAAAUGGAAGCUGGAGCCCAGCCAGCGGGCGGCCAGUCUGGACACGAGAGGUUCCCCCAAGCGGCACCACUUCCAGCGGCAGCGGGCAGCCAGCGAGAGCAUGGAGCAGGAAGACCGGGACACGCCCCCCGCCGACUUCAUCCAGUACAUCGCCAGAGCAGGCGACGCCGCCGUGGCCUUCCCGACCCCCCGCCCCUUUCUGGCCAGCCCCACCAGCCCGCCCCCCGCUCUCGGCAGGUAUUUUUCAGUAGAUAGAGGUGCUAGGGGAGGGCCUGUGGGCCCCUGCCCCGCUGCGUCCCCUCGGGAGCGCUCUCCUGGCCCUGUGGACAUGCGCAGGGCCCCUCCCAGAGGCUGAAUCGCUGGGACCGCCUCUCCAGCAUGGACCGGAGCAGGGAAGCAGGGAGAGACUGGGUAA